Schistosoma spindalis is the source of this 4636-nucleotide messenger RNA. Lineage: Eukaryota; Metazoa; Platyhelminthes; Trematoda; Strigeidida; Schistosomatidae. The record is from the annotation of a GenBank genome assembly.
AAAAUAGGGGCGGUUACUUUAAUGUUUAAGGUCGACUGCCGGAAAAACUAAAAGAGCUUGAAGUUCUCUAUUCCAAAUGUCCAUGAACUUUGGAUAGUACAUUUGACAAUUAGUAAUGGCGGACAAAUGUUGAUCCUAUAGAAAGCAAUAGUCUGAGCAUGGAUAGUUCGACUUUAUACCAAAAGUUGUCAAGAUAUCUACCUUAUUCUAAAUGCAGAAAUGAAGGUUGCAAAUGUAGUACAUGGAAGCUCUCAGACAAUGCGAUAGAUGAAAAACUCGUUGAAGCUAUAUGUGAAAAUUGCUGUCAUGUUCAUUAUAGCUUGUCUGAUCCAAACGAGAGCACGUGGCUUAAUAGUGCAAUGCAAAUGGUCGACGAUGUGGAACGAAUGUAUAUUUUAUGUACCAAGGAAGAAGAUUAUGAAACAAGAAAUAUAUAUUUUUGUAUUUUAAAGCGCCUUCGCAAGGCGUUAAUGAAUAAAGUACAACCCGUAUUUGAUGACAAACCUCCUUUCGAGCGACCUGAUAUCAAUACAGCUGUACGAAAUGCGUUACUAUUCUGUGCUGUCGCCGAUCCUCAAAAUCCAGAAAUAACAAUUGAACUGUGUAAAUUAUUCCUAGCAUAUGUAAAUUCAUAUAAGAUCACAUGCCCAAGUCAAAGGAUUCAGAAGUAUGAAAAUAAAACAGGAUAUAAAUUAAUAUAUAUGAGGUGGAUAUGCCACUGUUAUGCGCCAAAGUUCUGUAAUGCCUUACCAUAUACUGAGGCUACAUGUGCAUUUGGAAAGAAUUUCUUGUUAGCCGUUUUGCCUGAAAUUAAAAGAAGACUAAUCGAAUUUUUCAAACAAGAUUCUAUAAUCCCAUCCAUGCUAGAUGGAAAGAUACAUUUAAUACAACCUUUAACACGACUGUGUAAUUUGCUGGAAGAUAAUGUUGACGACAAAACAACUUCCGUCUGGGAUCCGUAUUUCCAACCACCAUUUCGUCCCGACAAUGUAAUUACACCAAGUGGAUUAUUACAGUCGAUUUCUAUUGACCACGUGGUCAAUUUCUCUACACAUGAACGUAAUAUAAUCAUCAGUAGUUCAAGUGAACUGAAAAGUGAUUCAGUUGUUACACCGGCUCUCACUGAUCUAAAAGCUGAGAAACUGUUUAGUAAUCCAGAUUUGGUGAAUGGUGAUAGGGAUACGGUAGUUAAUACACCUAUUAAAUCUGAACCUGAUGAGUCAUUUACAAAACCUGCCAAAAUAACUGACCAUACAACGCACCGAAGAACAAGCGUACGUCUUCGAAGUCAAUUAUCAACUAAUACACAAUCGUCUGUGAGUGAUUCAGAAAAAUCGAACUGUAAAUCAGAAGAUAAAGCUGUGGUCACCGAUAGCAAUACUAAAAAGUCAUUGAAUGAUAAGUUAAAUAUUUCAGAUGUUAGUAGUACAGAAUUAGAACAAAUUCUACAAGAAAUGAAAAACAGUGAAAGCCCUUGUAAAGGAUUUUAUCCUUUUCAAACGCUUCAUUCAUUAAAUGCAACAAGAGAUGCUGCUGCACGUCAAGAAGAAUCAGCUGGGAAUAUUGAAUUUCAUAUAGUCAAUAAUAGUUUAAAUCCUAAUCAACCUCCACAAACAUAUAUUUGGCUUUUGGAAUUAUUAAAUGUAUUUGCUUUACAAUUACCUCGUAUGCCAAAGGAAUACAUUGCACGACUUAUUUUUGACCCAAAACACAAAAAUCUUAUUUUGUUAAAAGUUUCGGAUUCAUGUGAAAAACAUGCCAUCGGCGGGAUCUGCUUUCGUAUGUUUCCAUCUCAAGGAUUUACGGAAAUAGUAUUUUGUGCGGUAAUUUUUAAUGAACAAGUAAAAGGGUACGGAACACAAAUGAUGAAUCAUUUAAAAGAUUAUCAUUUACAGCAUAAAAUAUUUCAUUUUCUUACAUAUGCUGAUUCAUUUGCCACUGGUUAUUUUAGAAAGCAAGGAUUUUCACGUGAAAUACGCUUAGCUCGACAAGCUUAUUUAGGUUAUAUUAAAGAGUAUGAAGGUGCCACAUUAAUGGGUUGUGAAUUAUAUCCAAAUAUUAUUUAUACUAGAUUUUCUGAAUUAAUUGCAAAACAAAAACAGGUAUUUACCGUUGUUGUUACUGUUUGAUUCGAUUUUUUUCUUGAGUCUGUAUAAUUGUGUUAUAACUUGUGAUAUAUGUGCCCUGUUUAGUGUAUAACGUAACGAUAUCGCUAAUCAAAGAGCAGUGAAUUAUCGAUCGGACCAGUGACGCAUAAAACCCGUACGAGCAGUCUAGAGUCCUUAUUGGUCCUGCUUUCCACCUAGACCAGCCAGUUAAGUCCAGAACACCACUCUCAGCCUCUGCAAUAUGAAUAAUCUAUUUCAAGCAUACUGGGCUUAUAUAUCAACCAGACAGACCACACCGUACCAUAAAAUAUGAGACAUUUGUACAAGAGUUAGCCAAAUGUGGCUGUGAAUGAGGGAGGUAAUAAUUAAUAGACAGGGCAUCUUUCAAGAAUGGUAAAGCAUAUAGUAAUAGUUCAUAGGUCAAAAUAAAGCUCAUAAUAAGAUGGACAUGAAUAUGAACAGUUUAGUUACAUAACAAUUAUACAAUAAAAAUAUACUCAUAGUAUUGGUCCAUAAAUAGAUCCCAAAAGUUACCAUUCAUCAUUCUUAUCUGGAUAUAAUAAAUUGUAACUUGUUCUCCAAAUUGAAUGAAUGUGACAUAUUCCUAGCAAAUUUUGAAAUAGUGUAAAUCAAAUGUCGUUUGCUAUUAUUUGAAAGAAACUACUGAAUGGUUAACUCUAAACUUUCGAAAGUCAUAUAGCUGUAUUCAUUACCUAGGGUACACCUUAUAAAAGAUAAUAAUAAGACAUUUACUUAAUAUUUCAUUAUUAUCUGUAAAAAUACAUUUAGAAUUCAGAUAACAAUUUUGGCUCAUUAUUGAAUAUAUGUAUAUAAUAUUGUUGAAUUGUACUGGUUUAUUUGGAAAAAAAAGCAAACCAUCGAUCAUAUACCAUUAGUUUACCACCAUUGAUUGUGUAUAAUUCACUGGAUACAUAAAUCAAUUUACAUUUACGCUUUCAUAUAUUAACUAACACAGAGUAUUGAAUAUGUAUGAUUAGUGUUUUAAUUGUAUGAGUUAUUGUAAUUAUAUGUAAUGGAAAAGUCUUACAGUUUAUAAUUAUUCUGUUUGUAAGAGGUUGUUUAUUUUUUGCCUGUCAUUUCUGCGUGUUUAUUUCAAUACUUUUAAGGUUCUGUGUUCAGUUUAGCAAAGUGUUCUAUUUUGUGAUAUUCGAUGGUACUUCCAAAUUACAAGUGAUUGUGAUAUUCUAAUUUUGAGAAUAACAGUUUUUUUGUACGAUGUUAUUGUAAAAGUAUAAUAUUACAUUUUUGGAAGACAAUUUUUUGAGACGCUAACUAAUUGAUAUGAUUGUAGCAUUGAUUUGGUAGUUUCAUUUCAUGAUUCUUUCUUAAUUAUUUGAUAAAGAGUAUCAUAAGAAGAAAACUUACGUUUCGUGAUUUUAUAAUAAAGUCCUACCGUGCCUUUAAACAUUUUGUUUCGGGAAUAUUUCCUUGUGAACUUUAAAUCUGUAAAGCAUCAUUCGUGAUACGAGUUUGAUAAUUCCACUUGAAUGAUAAUAUCUUGUAAAUUAUUUGAUAUUUAUUUGAUAGGUUAUCACCCGGUUGAUAGAAAAACGUCGUGAGUCUGUUAAUCAAACCUACCCAGGAAUACCUGCCAAACUAUUUCGUAAUGGACCUUUAAGACCAGAUCAAAUCCCCGGUCUAACUGAGAUCGAUCUAACUUCAAAUAAAUUUACUGAUUUAUUUCACAAAACUCCUAAGACAGAAUUAUCCGAAACCAAUCAAACUUCCAUAAAUAAUCAUGUUUCAGUGAAGCGAAAAUCGUCAGAAACAUUUGGUAAAUGUGUUGAGAAAUUACACGAGCCUCCGAGAAAACUACGCAAACGUUUACUCGAUCCUUUGCCAAGUCCCAGUCUGUUGACUACAAAGCCACAGAUGAGAACAAGAAUCAGUUCAAGAUCAACGCGUUAUAAUAGCUCAAUAAAAAUAUCAGAUUCACUGGAACCUGUUUGGAUACAAGAAGCUAAACAGUUAGCAGAAAAAAUUCGUCCUAUCCUAAAUGCAUUACGUAGUCAUAUAUUGGCUGGUCCUUUUCAAAAACCUGUUACAGUAGAUGAAGCUCCAGAUUAUUAUGAUAUUAUUGUUUUUCCAAUAGAUUUAGGCACAAUGUGGGAACGUUUAAAAUCGAAUUAUUACGUUACGAAAUCCUUAUUUAUUGCUGAUAUGAUGCGAAUGUUUCAUAAUUGUCGUACUUAUAAUCAACAAGACUCUUAUCUUUAUAGAAGUGCUAAUACUUUAGAACGUUAUUUCAUCAAUAAAAUGAAAGAGGCGGACUUAUGGCCUUAAAUUAUAUUACAGAAUCAACAAAUUAUGUAACAGUUUAGUAAAUUUUGUUUGAAUAUUUCUCUUAUCUGUUUCCUGUUUUUCAGGGUAAUACUUCGUACAAGUUUUGUAUUUUAUAAAUUAUUGUAUAAUAGGUGUUAUUUUGUGUAAAUAACUUAUAGUCUUACUAAACUUCGUAAAGUUGAUAAUAUUGCUCAAGUACUAUCAAUAAACAUCUGUACUGAAAA